UUUUACUCCAUUGUCUGUAAACAAUGUAAUUGUAAACAAAUGCUGUAUACCUCAAAACAUGACAAUUUUGAUCAUGAUGGAUGGCCCUUGAAGCCAUCCAGCCCUGGUAGCCUAUGAAUUUGAAAGUGGUUACAAUUCUCCACCCCUAUCCCUCCCCUGUUUGACAAGACAAGUAGCGGGGCGUUAUUUUGUUGUUUUUCGAAUCCCAGACUGUGGCUUUAAUGUUACAGUCAGUUGUGUCUGAGUGUGCUUUUACCUGUUCAACAUGAUGUUUUUUCCCCAUAGAUUGUUCACUCAUAAUCUUAUAGGAUAUUGAAAUACCAUAUAAAAUCUUAAUGUACCGAAUUUGUUGGCUAUAUCUGACAGCAUGUUGUUUUGAAACCUGUCAAUCGUCUUUGCGUCGAGAGGCAGCCGCAGCGCGCGCACAACAAUCAAUAAGCUGACAAUCAAUCACCAGCUGGUUAGCUCUCAAGCCUAGUUUAGCUACCUAGUUGUCAGAUACAUAUACGAACUGUCUAGCUAGCUAGCUAGCUAGCGAUCGUACAUUAUUGAGCAGCUUGAUUCUAAAUCGAUUCUUACGAUAUAUGAAUUAUAAUCACACUUAUUUUGUUCAAACGAAAAAAAGUACUAGUUAGGCAUAUUUUGAGUUGCCCAUCAAUCAUCUGAGCUGGCCUAACUCCCGGAGCGAAGAUCGAGCAUUGGGCGUCUAGGCUCGAGACUAGUUAGCUAGCUAGCUAGCCCACACCGAAACAGAUGACUGUUACAUAGCCUAAGCCUACAUGAACUGGAGAGAUGUUGGACUCAGAAGAGUGCACUUUGUACCUGGAUAACCUGUUCUUUGAGAGGCCAGUUGUCCACAAAGUAAAGCCACUUUGUCAAGAGCAGAGUUCUUGGCAGUUGGAACCCCCUCCAUCCUUAUCCCAGAUUCCAGCCACUCAGGACAUCCAGAAAGAGGCAGAGGGUCUUUCAUCAUUCAGUUUCUCUCAGAAGUCCAAGAAAUUCAUUCCCCCUUUGAAAAGAGCAGUCGGCAAUGAUGGUUUCACACCAAAGAACACAGAUUUUCAGAUUACCAGUGAUGGAGAAAAAGAACCAGAGGGCCAGGGCGGGUGUGCCCUCUGGUCUCAGGAAGACUUCAUGAAUAAUUCCCAGGAUUCCACAAUGGUCAGCAGAGGUCGAACUGAAACCCCACAGGAGUCUGGUCAUGCGCUGGAGCAGAGACAUUUCCCUCUGGACUUCAGCCAAAGCCCACCUGUACGGAGAGGUUUGUUCAAACCUCUCAUUGGUCAGGUGCUGAACAGUGGCGCAGACUUGAACAGCCGCUGCAGCCAGGCAAGACCCAGAGCACAGCAAACUUUCAACCGGGUUUCCAUGGCGACAGAGCCUCGGCUGGCGAGCCAGUCAGCAGCAGGCCCCAGCUCCCUCAGCGGUCUGGGUCCGGCUGCAGCCCGGGGACCCCCACCGCAGACACAGGACAAGGGCACCAAGAGGGCUAACAUCCUCCCCAUGACACCCCGGCCCCUUCACAUACAAGGUACUUCUGGGCCUGGGAUACUCCGACCAGUCUCUGAAAUCCAUGCAAAAUUCAGAUCUGUCUUCAAAGAGUUCCCUUACUUCAACUACGUCCAGUCCAAAGCCCUGGAUGAUGUUCUUUACACGGGAAAGAACGUUGUGGCUUGUGCUCCUACUGGCUCUGGUAAGACAGUGCUCUUUGAGUUGGCCAUCAUCCGCCUACUGAUGGAAACCACAGAGCCCUGGAGAAACGUCAAAGCUGUGUAUAUGGCCCCCAUCAAAGCUCUAUGCAGCCAGCGCUUUGAGGACUGGAAGAAGAAAUUUGAGCCUCUGGGCCUGAGCUGCAAGGAGCUGACCGGAGACACAGAGAUCGACGACUUCUUUGAGAUUCAGGACGCCCAUAUCAUCAUGACCACACCUGAAAAAUGGGACAGCAUGACCAGGAAGUGGAGGGAUAACUGCCUGCUGCAGUUGGUCCGGCUUUUCCUUAUUGACGAGGUGCACGUGGUGAAGGACACUACGCGUGGAGCGACACUAGAGGUGGUGGUGAGCAGGAUGAAGGCAGUCCAUGCCUACCGUGCAGCAGAGAACCCCCGGGAGGACCUCUCCAUGAGAUUUGUGGCCGUCUCCGCCACCAUUCCAAAUAUCAAGGAUAUAGCAGACUGGCUGUGUGACAACAGAGGCCCUGCUACUUGUCUGGAGAUGGAUGAGAGUCACAGACCUGUGAAACUGAGGAAAGUAGUGCUGGGUUUCCCCUGCAGCAGCAACCAGACUGAGUUCAAGUUCGACCUGUCACUCAACUACAAGAUGGCCAACAUCAUCCAGACCUACUCGGACCAGAAACCAACCCUUGUUUUUUGCUCAACAAGGAAAGGAGUCCAGCAGUCAGCCACUGUUCUGGCCAAGGAUGCCAGGUUCAUCAUGAGGCUUGAGCACAAACAAAGGUUGAUGAAGUAUGCAAACUCUCUUCUGGACUCAAAACUCAGAGACCUGGUGACGUUUGGGGUUGGUUUCCACCACGCCGGGGUUGACGUGUCAGACAGGAAGGUGAUCGAGGAGGCCUUCACCAUGGGAGACCUGCCUGUACUGUUUACAACCAGUACUCUGGCGAUGGGGGUGAACCUGCCAGCCCACCUGGUGGUGAUCAAGUCCACCAUGCACUACAUCGGGGGCGCCUGCAAGGAGUACAGCGACGCCGACAUGCUGCAGAUGAUUGGCCGAGCAGGCCGGCCACAGUUUGAUACGUCAGCGACCGCAGUGAUCAUGACCAAGACUCACACCAAAGACAAGUACAUGCAGUUCAUGAAUGGGGCAGAAAUCAUUGAGAGCAGCUUGCACACCCACCUUGUGGAGCACCUGAACGCUGAGAUCGUCCUCCACACCAUCUCAGACGUCAACAUGGCCCUGGACUGGAUCCGCUCCACCUUCCUCUACAUCAGAGCCCUGAAGAACCCCAAACACUACGGUUUUUCCACUGACUUGGACCAAUGUGGGAUCGAAGCCAAAUUGCAAGAGCUCUGUCUGAAGAACCUGAACUCCCUGGCCUCCAUUGGUCUGGUCUCCAUGGAUGAGGACGUCAACAUCAAAGCUACAGAGGCAGGCAGGUUGAUGGCCAGGUACUGUGUGGCAUUUGACACAAUGAAGCAGUUCAGCAAGGUGGCUGGCACUGAGACCUUACCUGAGCUGAUAGAAUUGAUGGCGAAGGGCAGAGAGUUCACUGACGUGCAGCUGAGAGUGAACGAGAAGAGAACCCUGAACACAUUGAACAAGGACAAGAACAGGAUUACCAUCAGGUAUCCCAUGGAGGGAAAGAUCAAAAACAAUGAGAUGAAGGUGAACUGCUUGAUUCAGGCCCAGUUUGGCUCCAUUCCAGUCCAAGAGUUUGGACUCACACAAGACACCGGUAGAAUCUUCCGGAAUGGAGUCCGAAUCAGCAGAUGUUUGGCAGAGUUUCUAAACCAGCGCUCCAAGACAGGCUUCUCUGCUCUGCUCAACUCCCUGAUACUGGCCAAGUGCUUCAGGGCAAAGCUGUGGGAGAACUCUCCUUACGUCUCAAAGCAGCUGGAGAAAAUAGGGUUGACUCUGUCAGCAGCCAUGGUGAACGCUGGGCUCACCACCUUCAAUAAGAUAGAGCAGACCAACGCCAGGGAGCUGGAGCUGAUCGUCAACAGACAUCCUCCAUUUGGAAACCAAAUCAGAGAGGCUAUCAUCAAUCUGCCUAAGUAUGAAGUUCGUUUGGAGCAGCUUCCAAGAUACAACGUCGCCACCGCAGAGAUUGUCGUGACUGUGAACGUGAAGAACCAUGAACAGCUGCUGUCAAAGAGAACUGCUCCUGACCACCACUAUGUCACCAUGAUCAUCGGGGACUGUGACAACAACGUGGUCUUCCUGCAAAAACUCACAGACUUGAUGCUGUUGAAGUCAGGAAGCUGGUCAAAGAAGAUCGAAGUGGCGAAAGCCUCCAAAGGAGAGGAGAUAAACGUGAAUCUGGUCAGCUCAGAAUACGUGGGGUUGGACAUUCAACAGAAGUUUAGUGCCUUCUUCUCUGGACCGAAGAGGUACGGAGCUGAAUCACUCACACCUGAGCAACAUAACACCGUGCAGCGAGCACAGGCUAACACUCAGAGAUCACAGGGUGCAACACAGAGAACACAGCCAACAGAUCAGCAAACACAGAAGAGAAACUCAUCAUCCACAUGUGCCACAGAAAAGGGUUCCUCACAACCAGAUCCAGGCAAAAAACAAUGUAACCACUUCUGCAAAAACAAGGAUCAAUGUGGCCACGACUGCUGUAAAAAUGGAGUGCCGGGGGUUCUGAAAAGGCAGAUGAAUCAGCAUUCGAGUUUCUCCUCCUACCUCCAAGACCUGAAGACCAGGAGUGACUCACUGACGGAGACACCAGUCAAACGCCUCAAGAUGAGAAUGAGUGGUGGGAUGGGAGCUGCGAACAUGCAGCAGUUCUCUUAUUCACCUAAGCCGAUCCUACCUGCUUCUUCCAGGUAUGAAGGUAAUGGCGCUUCAGCAGGACCACAGAGUGUGGAUUCAGCUGAGGACUUUGCAACACCCCAAGAGAUGGCUUAUGUUGUGACCUAUGGCCAUGAGUAUAAUGACUACCUGGAAGACAUGUAUCAGACAAUGGGAGAAGUGGAACCACCACCUGUUCAACUUCAAACCCUUACGGAGUCACAAAGCACUUCAAUGUGGAGGAAGCCCAAUGCCUACGAUGGAAGAUCCCUCAGCCACAGUACCCCCCACAGCACCCCCCAAAGCCAGAGCAGGAGUUACCCUCAGAGUCACAGCACCCCCCAAAGCCAGAGCAGGAGUUACCCUCAGAGUCACAGCACCCCCCAAAGCCAGAGCAGGAGUUACCCUCAGAGUCACAGCACCCCCCAAAGCCAGAGCAGGAGUUACCCUCAGAGUCACAGCACCCCCCAAAGCCAGAGCAGGAGUUACCCUCAGAGUUACAGCACCCCCCAAAGCCAGAGCAGGAGUUACCCUCAGAGUCACAGCACCCCCCAGAGCAGGGGUUACCCUCAGAGUUACAGCACCCCCCAAAGUCAGAGCAGGUCUUUCCCUCCGAGUCCCAUUGUAGACUUGACCGACGACAGUGGUUUCUUCUCAUCGUCACUCACCCCCAGCGUGACCUUUGACCUGGGAGACGAGUGGGACGAUUUUGACGACAACUUGGUGCACUCCAACGAGAAGUCAUGCACCACUGUAGCUAAAACUAAAGGGUUGGACCUGGACAUUGAUAGAAAAGGCCACUCCACACCACUACCAUCCACUUGCUUACAGCCCAAACCCCGCUGCACUAUGUCCAGUACCCCACUCAGGUCGACCUCCCCAGAUGUUUCUCAGAUACCAGUUACUACUUUCCCAGUCAGACCACACAACCGCCAGGCUUCUGAUAGCUGGAGCCACCCUGACAACAAGACCACAAGGACAUUCAGUGAACCCCCCGUGAAUGCACCACCCUCCUUCCCAAAACAGACUGACACAAGCUUGCCCCCCCUGGGAGAACGGUUUGAUUUAUUCUCAAAGACGACUACCCCAAACAAUGACAAUGUGACUGGCAAAAGGCUCCAUGGAGAGGAUUACAGCAAGGAAGUGGAGGCAUUCAUGGGGAUAUUUGAUGGACUAUUUUAGUAGUGUUUAUAGUUGUAUGGACCAUGAUAAUGUUUCAUGGUGAUUUGUCAUGUUACUGUGUAUGUUAUUUUUUUAUACUGUGAUUUGUACUGUUUGUUGUUUGAGAUUUACUGUUAGAUUUACUGUUGGCCCU
This is a messenger RNA of Coregonus clupeaformis (lake whitefish), 5788 nucleotides long. RefSeq names its product probable ATP-dependent DNA helicase HFM1. Gene Ontology annotation, molecular function: nucleic acid binding; ATP binding. The coding region runs from base 793 to 5655 and encodes 1620 amino acids. Lineage: Eukaryota; Metazoa; Chordata; Actinopteri; Salmoniformes; Salmonidae. The record is from RefSeq and is a predicted model, not a curated record. The transcript is spliced from 40 exons.